GGAUGUAAGAUUAAUAUUUUGGCAUAUAUAAAACACCAACUGUUAACUGCAACAUUUGAAUACUCCAAAACUUGAACUGUUUAAAGUUUUAUUGUUGGAUUUAAAAUGAAACAGUGAAAGCCAAUGAACCAAUGGAAGAAGUGACGAGUCAUCAAUCCUUGAACCUUCUUCAUUAGUUUUGCUGAUUCAUUGUUUCAGUGAGUUGAACAAAAGGAAAGUCGUUCAUCCACCAACAGCAUCGGUUGUUCAUCAAAAUGUCGAAGAUUAAACGUCUUGUAAGUAAAAACAAGCGUCGUCACAUUGAGGAUGGAUAUGACCUUGAUCUCACUUAUAUUUGCCCUAAUAUAUUAGCCAUGGGUUUCCCUGCUGAAAAAGUGGAAGGAUUUUACCGCAAUAAUAUAGAUGAUGUUGUGCGUUUCUUGGAGAAUAAACAUGGAAGCAAUUAUAAGGUUUAUAAUUUAUGUUCCGAGCGUACGUACGACACCAAGAAGUUCCACGGCCGUGUAGCAGCUUAUCCAUUCGAUGAUCAUAAUCCACCAAGGUUCGAACUGAUUAAGCCGUUUUGUGAAGACCUUGAUCAAUGGUUAGGCAUGCAUAAGGAUAACAUUGCUGCCAUCCAUUGCAAAGCUGGUAAAGGUAGAACAGGAGUCAUGAUCUGCUGCUAUCUCCUACACAGGCGUAGGUUCGCCAAGCCUUCCGAUGCACUUCAUUUCUAUGGCCUCGCAAGAACCAAUAACAUGAAAGGUGUAACCAUCCCGUCCCAGCAGCGAUACGUUGGCUACUAUUGGCAGCUGCUUCAAUCCAGCUUAACCUACAAACCAAAGACAUUGCUGCUACACAGCAUUCAGUUUGAAACCCUCCCUUUGCAGCACAAUGCCAGUUUAUUUUUCGUGGUAAACCAGUUGAAAGUGAAGCUCUAUACUUCUAACCCAGACCUUGUGAUACGAGGAGAUGAUUUCCUUAUUUUCGACAUGCCGCAACCUCUGCCUUUAUGUGGAGACAUCAAGAUUGAAGUCUUCAAUAAACCAGUCAUGAGGAAAGACAAAGUCUUCCACUUCUGGUUCAACACAUUCUUUGUACAGCAUGGAGCGGGUUCAAACCUCAGUGAGACCACUCCUUCUACGGGGAAAUCUAACGGCAACGCUCAGCAAUAUUACCGCUGUUCUCACUUACCCAAGGAAAAAGAUAUGAUAGUGCUGCCAUUCAACAAGAAGGAGCUUGACCGUGCAAACAAAGAUGAAGCAAAUAAACUCUUUUCUGCUAACUUCCGAGUGAUUCUCAUCUUUAGUCAGAUGGAUGCUCUUCCCACCGCAUCUAAGUCCCCUCUUCUUCAAGCAAUAUCGGGCCAGAAAUCUUCGGCCCUUCAACCCAGUGAUCCAUACGACCAAUACUCUGUCGGAACACCAGUGAAUUCCUCCAUAUGUUCCGACACAGAGAACGAAGAUGGAAGUUUAUCGGAUACUGAUGACGAGGAUGACUGGGAUGGAAUCGUGGAUGAAAAUGUCAUCCGUUCAUCAUUCAUGCCCCCCAACCAUAAAUCCCUACAAUAAGCCAUCACCCACAGCAGCCUAGAUGUUCCUAUAUAUUAUUCAGUAAAAUUGUGCAACAUAUUUAAAUGUUUUCCUUUAGAUUCGUUUGGUCUGCAUCAUUGUACUUAACUUUGUAUUUUUUUUUACAACACCUGUAAUUUGGUUGGUCAGAUUGACGAAUCAAUAUAAGCUCCUGCUGUGCAAUUCCCACACAUUCUGCUCCUGCUACCCCCAACCCAAUUUAUGUCAGGCUAUUUCAUUUAAAUGUUUUUGGAAAAAAUGAAAAUUCAACUCAUUUUCGGAUUUUUUUCAUUUUUUGGAAAUAAAUGAAAUUUUUGUUUUCAAAAAAACAAAACAAAUUUUUUUCUCAAUUUGCUUUUUUUAUAGCAUUAGCAGAAAAACCUGGAGUUUUAUUUUGUUUGCUUUUUUUAAAUCCAUGUAUCUUAUUGUACCUCUAAUUCAUUGUUUUAUCUUAUUUUGGAUCAAAAGUUUGAAAGAUGUACCCAGAUGUAUUUGUGCCUUUAAGGAGCAAGGAUAUUUACUUGCUAUUAUGUCGAAUCGCUGUUUGUGGAUUGGAAUCCCUGUUAAUUCCUGCAUACAUUUUAAAUGGCGCUAAUGGAAUUCCUCUCUCAUUUAAGCAGAAGUUCAGUGCUACGCCACACACUGCAAAUCCAGAUAUUUCUGUGCUUAAUUAAUAAGCUUUUUACCUGCCCAAUUUUGCAGUUUACAAUUGAAAGCACAGCGUAUCGCGGCAGGCCACAAACCUGUUAUUUGUUAUUCUAUUAAUCAAGACUCGUUUUUUUACUUGAACAUAGAUCGCCUUAAUAGCAUUGGCAUUCAAUUGUGUGUGAUAAUAUAAUUCACGUUAUGUCA
This is a messenger RNA of Ciona intestinalis (vase tunicate), 2402 nucleotides long. The record is from RefSeq and is a predicted model, not a curated record. Lineage: Eukaryota; Metazoa; Chordata; Ascidiacea; Phlebobranchia; Cionidae.